GCCGCUGCCACCCGAGGAAGAUGAGGCUGAAGAUCGGGUUCAUCUUAUGCAGUUUGCUGGUGGUAGGAAGCUUUCUGGGGCUGGUGGUGCUUUGGUCCUCCCUGUCCCCCCGGCCUGACGGCCAGAACCCGCUCAAUGGGAUGAGGGAAGGCAGAGACCUCAACGUUCCCAUCCCUAUCAGAGGAGGCAAUGGAUUGGCCCCUGGGGGCGACAGAUUCAAACCUGUGGUGCCCUGGCCCCAUGUGGAAGGGGUGGAAGUGGACUUGGAGUCUAUUAGAAGAAAAAACAAAGCCAAAAAUAAACAAGAGCACCACGCUGGGGGUAUCAACCAGCAAAAUGCCCUCCAGAGAAGACAGUAUCUCACUCUUAAGCCUCAGACACUUACCUACCAUGAACCUGUGCUCCGUCUGGGAAUCAUUGGUAAUUUUGAACCCAAAGAACCGGAACCUCAUGGUGUUCUCCGUGGCCCUGGAGAGGAAGCAAAGCCAUAUGUUUUGGGACCAGAUUACAAAGAGUCCAUUCAUGCCAGCAUUAAAGAGUUUGGAUUUAACAUGGUGGCCAGUGAUAUGAUCUCACUGGACCGCAGCAUCAAUGAUUUGCAACAAGAAGAAUGCAAGUAUUGGCAUUAUGAUGAAAACCUGCUCAUUUCCAGUGUUGUCAUUGUCUUCCAUAAUGAAAGAUGGUCAACUCUUAUGAGAACGGUUCACAGUAUAAUUAAAAGGACACCAAGGAAAUAUUUGGCAGAAAUUGUGUUAAUUGAUGAUUUUAGUAAUAAAGCACACUUAAAAGAGAGACUAGAUGACUACAUUAAGCAGUGGAAUGACCUGGUGAAGGUAUUUCGAAAUGAGAGACGAGAAGGUUUAAUUCAGGCUCGAAGUAUUGGAGCACACAAGGCUAAACUUGGACAGGUUCUGAUAUACCUCGAUGUCCACUGUGCUGUGGCAGUAAACUGGUAUGCCCCGCUUGUGGCUCCUAUAUCUAAAGACAGAACCGUUUCCACUAUGCUGAUUAUAGAUAUCAUAGAUGGCAACAAUUUUUAAAUUAUGCCCCAAGGGGGUGGUGAUGAAGAUGGGUACACUCGAAGACGAAGAGCGUGGGAUUGGAGUUUGCUCCGGAAGAGAGUGCCUCUGACCCAGCGGGAGAAGACAAUGAGAAAGACAAAAACUGAGCCCUAUCGGUCCCCAGCCAUGGCUGGGGGGUUGUUUGCCAUUGAACGGGAUUUCUUCUUUGAACUGGGUUUCUAUGAUCCGCGUCUUCAGAUCUGGGGUGGUGAAAACUUUGAGAUUUCUUACAAAAUAUGGCAAUGUGGUGGCAAAUUGUUGUGUCCUUGUUCUAGAGUUGGACAUAUCUAUCGUCUUGAGGGCUGGCAAGGAAAUCCUCCCCCAAUUUAUUUAGGAUCUUCUCCAACGUUAAAGAACUACAUUAGAGUUGUGGAGGUUUGGUGGGAUGGCUACAAAGACUAUUUCUAUGCCAGUCGCCCUGAAUCAAAAGCACUACCCUACGGGGACAUAUCAGAACUGAAAAAAUUUCGGGAAGAUCACAACUGCAAAAGUUUUAAGUGGUUCAUGGAAGAAAUAGCUUAUGAUAUCAUCUCACACUAUCCUUUGCCACCCAAGAAUGUCGAGUGGGGAGAGAUCAGAGGUACUGAAACUGCACAUUGCAUUGAUAGCAUGGGACACACAAAUGGUGGCUUUGUGGAACUGGGAGGAAAUCAGCUUUUCAGAAUCAAUGAAGCAAAUCAGCUAAUGCAGUAUGACCAGUGCUUGAUGAAAGGACCUGAUGGAUCAAAAAUCAUGAUUACACACUGUAAUUUAAAUGAAUAUAAGGAAUGGCAAUAUUUCAAGAAUCUACAUAGAUUUACCCACAUUCCUUCAGGAAAGUGUUUAGAUAGAUCACCAGUUCUCCAUCAAGUGUUUCUUUCCUUGUGUGACUCCAAGCAAAAAUGGGAAAUGAACAACAUCCUUAAUGUCUAAACAGAAGAAAAUAAACUAAUAGCCUACAUACUGACACAUUCAUUUGUACAGGACUGAAAAUAGCCUGAAACCUGCUGCAGCUCCUCACUUUCUACAGCUCCAAACCUGGAACCCCCUGAUUGUUUGA
Molecule: messenger RNA, 2100 nt
Organism: Monodelphis domestica (gray short-tailed opossum)
Lineage: Eukaryota; Metazoa; Chordata; Mammalia; Didelphimorphia; Didelphidae
Source: RefSeq, a predicted model, not a curated record